AUGUCUAGUCUUGGUAUUCUUUUGCUUGUAACCUGUGUUACUGUUGGUGAGGCUAUAGAGAGACACUUUACUGCACAGGACAAGACACAGAGAAUGAUGUUGUCUAUAGGUGAGGAGUACACGGUCAGCAGCCGAGUCCAGUGUAGCAUGCGUUGUACCAGGUCACAGAAGGUCUGCUACAGCUUCAUGUAUGACAAGAUGUCAGGCAAAUGCCAGCUAGGCUCCUGGCUGGUCCCAACGAACCAAUCGGUCCCCCAGCCCCAACCUCCCCUCCACUCCGACAGUCAGCUAUGUAACACCAGGGAGAACGUCACGCUCCUAGCCAAUGGGAACUUGAGCUCGUGUGACGUCACAGCUUGCGCAGGAAAUAGUAUCAACAUCGGCAACAACCCAACCUUUGACCCGCAGAGUAUUCCAAUUUACAAAACUUGCAGAGAUGUGCCGAGCGGGAAUUCCCGACAAGUGGUGCGACUGACCUCUGGGCUAGUGGUCAUGUGUGACACAACCACAAGUGGGGGAGGCUGGACCGUUAUACAGAGACGUGUGUCUGAUGACGUCUCAUUUAGGCGUGGGUGGCAGGAUUACAAGAAGGGCUUUGGGGAUUACGGCAAUGGCAACUUCUACUUGGGCAAUGAGAACAUUUACUGCAUCAGCUCCAAAAGUGUACAUGAACUUAGGAUCGACAUCACCUACAAUGGGGGCAGCUACUACCAAGUUUAUUCAGGAUUUCAGCUGUCGGACGAGUCACUGAACUACAAGCUACAGUUUACUUCAACCUACGGGGAUGCGGGCGAUGGGCUCGACAUCCACAAAGAUCAGGGGUUCUCAACCUUUGACUGGGCCAACACGGGCUGCGCCAAUAACGCUGGAUGGUGGUUUGAGAACUGCCAGCACUCCAAUCUGAACGGCGAGUUCGGCAGCACCGUGGACGCUCAAGGGUUUGUAACACAGAGAGCAACGCAAUCAUCCAGCGCAGUGUUUAUCUUGCUUUAUUUGUACUUGGAUGCUAACGCUUCUCAUAUUCAUUGGUCGUCGUCAGAAAUGUCAGCACCAUAA
Messenger RNA from Physella acuta, 1056 nucleotides. RefSeq names its product fibrinogen-like protein A. NCBI's taxonomy places the organism in Eukaryota, Metazoa, Mollusca, Gastropoda, Physidae. The record is from RefSeq and is a predicted model, not a curated record.